GGACCGAAAGGGUGGAGUCCAAGCUCUUGACAUGCAGUGUUCCGUGCAACACCUUUACGCGCUACCACCAUUUCUACCAUUGGCAUUUUAUUACCCCACCCAGAAGAUGGAUUCUUAGCAAAAUAUGAUAUUUCAUCAACUUUCUCUCCAGGACAAUGCCUUUAGCUUCCCUUUGGAUGGUUUUACAGGGAUGAUAUAAGUUUUAUUCGGAGUGCAAUUCUUCUUUAAAGGCCGCUACUGUGAGGAGGAUUCUGUGAGGGGAUGUAUCCCCCGGAGCACUGGGUCAGAUGGGGGUUAGCUUUACCCAUUUUUCUAGUUAUCCUGUCUGGUGUUAAUGCUCAAGGAGACGGUGCAUCUCCCUGUCUGAGCAACCCGUGCCAAAAUGACGCCGUCUGCUUCCCCUGGAUCGACGGUACAUCUUACGUGUGCAUCUGCCCGCCUGGUUAUACUGGAGCCAACUGCGAAACCGAUAUCGACGAGUGUGCCAGUGACCCUUGCUUGAACGGUGCAUCCUGCUUCGAUUUCCCAAACUUCUACUUCUGCUUGUGCGCUGCAGGCUACAGUGGAUCUCGAUGUGAAAUAGAUGUGAGACCUUGUAGCAGUGACCCAUGUCAGAAUGGAGGCGCCUGCACCGAGGACGCGACUGGUCAAACCUUUGAAUGCAUCUGCCCUCUUGGAUAUGCUGGGACCACCUGUGAAUCAGAUGUGAAUGAGUGCUCCAGCAGCCCUUGUCAGAAUGGAGCACAGUGUGUGGAUGAGAUUGAUGGAUUCAGAUGUGAGUGUACUACAGGAUGGUCUGGUACUCUCUGUGACGCAGACAUCGACGAGUGUGCUAGUGCUCCGUGUUUAAAUGGAGGGACAUGUAUGAAUACCAAUGGUUCCUAUGACUGCCAGUGUGACAGAGGGUGGACGGGCCUUAACUGUGAAACACCUUGGGAUGUUUGUGCAGUUAUUCCUUGUCUCAAUGGAGGUACUUGUGUGGACUUCCAGACCUUUGGCUUCUGCCUCUGCCCUCCUGGCUACAGUGGUGUCAUAUGUCAAAUUGGGCCUACGACUGCAGCACCAACUCCUCCAUCAACCACAACUCAAGCACCAAGUACCACUGCACAACCGCCAAGUACCACCACUAAACCUCCAGAUGCCACCACACAACCAACAACUACUACUCAACCUCCAGGUACCACAACACAACCAUCAACUACCAUUCAACCUCAAGGUACCACCACACAGCCAGCAGCUACCACUCAACCUCCAGGUACCACAACACAACCAGCAACUACCAUUCAACCUGAAGGUACCACCACACAGCCAGCAGCUACCACUCAACCUCCAGGUACCACAACACAACCAGCAACUACCAUUCAACCUCAAGGUACCACCACACAGCCAGCAGCUACCACUCAACCUCCAGGUACCACAACACAACCAGCAACUACCAUUCAACCUGAAGGUACCACCACACAGCCAGCAGCUACCACUCAACCUCCAGGUACCACAACACAACCAGCAACUACCAUUCAACCUCAAGGUACCACCACACAGCCAGCAGCUACCACUCAACCUCCAGGUACCACAACACAACCAGCAACUACCAUUCAACCUGAAGGUACCACCACACAGCCAGCAGCUACCACUCAACCUCCAUUUACCACAACACAACCAGCAACUACCAUUCAACCUCAAGGUACCACCACACAGCCAUCAGCUACCACUCAACCUCCAGGUACCACAACACAUUCAGCAACUACCAUUCAACCUGAAGGUACCACCACACAGCCAGCAGCUACCACUCAACCUCCAGGUACCACAACACAACCAGCAACUACCAUUCAACCUGAAGGUACCACCACACAGCCAUCAGCUACCACUCAAUCGCUAGGUACCACCACUCAACAAGCAACAACCAUUCAACCAGAACGUACCACCACCCAAUCAGCAACUACCACUCAAUCAGCAGGUACCACUUCAGAACCAGCAACUACCACUCAACCCCCAAGUACAACGACACUACCAGUAACUACCACCCAAAUGCCUGAUACUUCCACAACGCUACCAAAUACAGAACCUGCCACGACUUCAGCAAGAGCUACCACAAUAUCAAUGUCCACUACUCAAAAUGUGCCUGCCAGCUCUACAACUACUCGUCUUAUGUCUACCUCAUCAGCGACUACUAUAGUGACAACAGAAAGUGUUCCGGAGACCUCUCCAGAGGGUAGACCUAGUACUCAAGGGGCCUCUAAGCCCACCUCAAUAUCCACAGGUGAUCCUGCAACAAGUCCAACUGUUGUAGGCACAGAGCCAUCUUCUACUGGUGAAAUAACACCCAAUCCACAAAGCACAGUUGUUACAGAGGCAGGUAGUACAGCAAGUGGAAACACAGCAUCUACUGAUUUGUCAUCAGCAAGAACAACUGAUGAGUCAGGAUCAAGUGCAAUACAAACAGAGAGAACUGAAUCAGAGGUUGGGUCCACAUUGGGACAAACAUCGCACUCUUUUUCAACCAAAGGUGGUGGAACAGGGUCACCAGAUACUGCAGAACAGACCAGUUUUCUGCCAACUUCAGUUACAACUUCCAGCGUCAUGGAAACAACUGAGGCAGGAAAUCUUGGUACAACUUUUCAGAGUCAGACCACUGUUGUCAGUGACGGUCCCCAAGGAGCAACAACCCUUGGUGAUCAAUCGACCAUAUCUCAAACUACAGAGCAACAACAGCUAGUAUCAACUAUAAGGACAAUGUUAUCAACAGCUGCAACUGGAGGAUUAACUACCGACUUCUCAGAAAUCACCACUCAGUUUUUUCCAAUCUUUACUACAUUAGAGGAAGCAGAAAUGUCAUCAUUUGCUGUGACUGGAACAUUUACCACUGUUGCUGAAGUGACUACUUUGGCAGCUGGAGGAACUACUAAAGCUGAUGAAAGUACAACAGAACAAGGGAUGGCAACCACUCGGGGAGAUGACAGCGCUACAGUUUCUGAAGAGGCCACCACUCUUAAUACUCUUGGUGUUACUAAUGUAACAUCAGGGUUAGAGGUAUCUUCAUCAGGAGGAAUAAGUGGACCUGAAACCACAACAUUACUUUCUAGAGGUAGUACAUCGACAAAAUUGAUGAGAACAUCUGAGGCAGCAGGAGGAUCUACCACUUCUCAAGAGGUUAACACAGUCACUGCAGUUAGAACUGUGACCUCUGAAGAUCAAGCUACCACUUCAGCAUCCGACGUGACCAGUACUGAAGCAAGAGCAACAUCAUCUGGCUCAGAGUAUACCUCAACUGGAGAUAAUAGUCUUACAAGCAUGGAAGCCACAAUCACUUCUCAAAAGGGCAGCACAAGUAGUGCAGUAAGAACAGUUACCUCUGAAGAUGAAAAUACCACUUCAGCAUUAGGUGUGACAGGUACUGAAGCAAGAGCAACUUCGUCUGGCUCCUCUGGUGUAACCACUAUUCAAGAGGCUGAAGUCACCUCAUCACCUAGACAGGCAACUACAGAAUCUAGUGGAACUACUGCAUCUAAAGAAGGAAGUACAUUAUCUGGAGAAGCCACUACAGUUGGAGUGACCCCAGUUGAGAUCACUUCUGAGAAAGCUACUUCACCAUCUGAAGUGACCAAAUCUGUUGUAGAAGGCACUACCACAUUCAGAGAAACCAUUGUCACAACUCUGGAAGCUGAAUUAACUUCCAAGAGAGAGAUGGCCACAACUGGAGAAAAUCUUACGAGCUUGGGAGCCACAGUCACUUCUCAAGAGGAAACCAUAAGUAGUGCAGUAAGAACAGUUACCUCUGAAGAUGAAGAUACCACUUCAGCAUUAGGUGUGACAGGUACUGAAGCAAGAGCAACCCCAUCUGGCUCUUCUGGUCUAACCACUAUUCAAGAGGCUGAAGUCACCUCAUCAGCUGGACAGGCAACUACAGGAUCUAAUGAAAGUACAGCAUCUGAAGAAGGAAGUACAGUGCCUGGGGAAGCCACUACAGUUGGAGUGACCCCAGUUGAGAUCACUUCUGAGAAAGCUACUUCACCAUCUGAAGGGACCACUUCUGUUGUAGAAGGCACUACCACAUUCAGAGAAACCAUUGUCACAACUCUGGAAGCUGAAUUAACUUCCAAGAGAGAGAUGGCCACAACUGGAGAAAAUCUUACAAGUAUGGAAUUUAAAGUCACUUCUCAAGUGGGCAGCACAAGUAGUACAGUAUUAACAGGUACGGAAUCAAGAGCAACCUCAUCUGGGUCUUCUGGUCGAACCACUAUUCAAGAGGCUGAAGUCACCUCAUCAACUGGACAGGCAACCACAAGGUCUAGUGGAACUACAGCAUCUGAAGAGGGAAGUACAGUGACUGGGGAAGCCACUACAGUUGUAGUAACCCCAGUAGAGAUCACUUCUGAGAAAGCUACUUCACCAUCUUCAGGGACCACAUCUGUUGUAGAAGGAACUACCACAUUAAGAGAAACCAUUGUCACAACUCUGGAAGCUGAAUUAACUUCCAAGAGAGAGAUGGCCACAACUGGAGAAGAUCUUACGAGCUUGGGAGCCACAGUCACUUCUCAAAAGGGCAGCACAAGUAGUGCAGUAAGAACAGUGACCUCCGAAUAUGAAGAUACCACUUCAACAUUAGGUGUGACAGGUACUGAAGCAAGAGCAACUUCGUCUGGCUCCUCUGGUUUAACCACUAUUCAAGAGGUCACCUCAUCAGCUGGACAGGCAACUACAGAAUCUAGUGGAAGUACUGCAUCUAAACAAGGAAGUACAGCCAUUGAGCAGGCUACUUCUAGUGCAACUACUGCAUCUGAAGAAAGAAUUACAUUGACUGGGGAAGCCACUACAGUUGGAGGGACCCCAAUGGAGAUCACAUCUGAGGAAGGUACUUCACCAUCUGGAGGGACCACAUCUGUUGUAGAAAGCACCACAUCUGUUGUAGAAGGCACUACCACAUUAGGAGGAACCAUUGUCACAACUCUGGAAGCUGCAUUAACUUCUAAGAGAGAGAUGGCCACAACUGGAGAAGAUCUUACGAGCUUGGGAGCCACAGACACUUCUCAAGAAGAAAACACAAGUAGUGCAGUAAGAACAGUGACCUCUGAAUAUGAAGAUACCACUUCAACAUUAGGUGUGACAGGUACUGAAGCAAGAGCAACCUCAUCUGGCUCCUCUGGUCUAACCACUAUUGAAGAGGCUGAAGUAACCUCAUCAGCUGGACAAGCAACUACAGAAUCUAGUGGAACUACUGCAUCUAAAGAAGGAAGUACAGUCAUUGAACAGGCUACUUCUAGUGGAACUACGAUACCUGUAGAGGGAAGUACGAUCAUUGAAGAAGCCUCUACAGUUCGGAUGACCACAGUAGAGAUCACUUCUGAGGAAGCUACUUCAUCAGCUAAAGGGAUCACAUCUGUGGCAGAAGACACUUCUACCUUGGAGGUUACCCAAGUUACAACUCUUGAAGUUACCGUAACUUCUAAGCGAAAGAUGACUACAACUGGAGAAGAUCUUACGAGCCUGGGAUCCACUUCUCAAGAGGAAAACACAAGUAGUGUAGUAAGAACAGUUACCUCUGAAGUCACCACAUCUUCUGGACAGACAACCGUAGAAUCUAGUGGAACUUCUGCCUCUCAACCUGUAAGCACUGUAGAGACUUCAAGGCAAACUACAUCGGGAGAUAUACAAACUACUUUGGGAGAGUUUACACGCUUGGAAACAGGAGUUUCUGCUGGUUCAGAGAGUAUUACACCAGUCGACACUACCAGUACCACAGAUGUUUCAGGGACAACCAGAGAAAAUGAGGUGUCAACUAAUGCUGAAGCGACCACACCUGAAGGAGACACAUAUACAUAUACUCCCUCAACAGAAAAUACUGUCUCUUCUGAAGCUGUUACUUCACCAGCAGCACAAGUCACAACAUCAGAAGCAGAAGCCUCAACAUCAGUAGAAGGCACUAUGUCUACCAGAGUAACAGCAAGUUUUGCACCUGAUAAUGCUAGUGUUGUAACAGAUAUGACAUCAAAUGCAGGUAGCAAUGCAACACUUGUCCCUGCAACAGAAAAAGACUCAACUACGUUAUUAGAGGAAGCCACUUCUCAGGAAGAAAUUACUGCUUCAGUUACAUCAUUUACUGUUCUUUCAACAGAAAGUGGAACAACGGAAGGGACAUCACCAGAAAUUCCAUCAAGUCCUACAGAUAUCACUUCUGGCUCUACUGAGACAUUUAGCAUUGCACCGGUAACUUCUCAAUACCAGUCUACGACAGAGGAAGAGGAAAAGGUAACAUCAAGACUGGUAUAUAGCACAACUGGGAUUCCUGAAACACCUCUAGGUACCACAUCAGCCUACCAAUCUUCCACAGAGGUAGAGGAACUUACUGAAGCAGUUAAACCCACAACUUUUGAGGAAGAAAUGACAUCACAUUACCAGUCUACAACAAAGGGAGUUACUGAGACAGUAAGAACUACACCUUUUGAAGAAGAAAUUACAGAGCCUGAAAAAAUGACAACAGACUUAACUGAGACACCUGGUGCUGGUAAAGCAACUUCACAGUACAAUUCUACAACAGAGGAAGAUACUGAUGCAAUAAGAACUACAUAUUUUGAUGAAGAGUUAACAUCGCAGUACCAGUUUACCACAAGGGAAGAGGAAGUUACUGAAUUAAUAAGGACUACACCUUUUUUUGAGGAAGAGGCAACACCAAGUUCUGCAGAUAUCACAUCAAAUUUUACUGGAACACCUGGACCUGGAACUUCACAAUUCCAGUCUACAACAGAGGAAGUUACUGAAGCUGUAAGAACCACAAGAUUUGGUGAUGAAGUAACAACGAAGUCUGAAGAGAUGGCUACAGAAUUUAUUGAGACACCCAAUAUUGGAACUGGAACUUCACAAUACCAGUCCACAACAGAAGAAGUUACUGAAGCAAGUACACCAUUUGAGGUCACACCUCAAUCCAAAUCUACCACAGAGGAAGCUACAGAACCAAUAAGUGCCACAGGUUUUGUAGAAGAAGUGACAACAGAGUCAAAACAAAUGACAACUCAAUUACCAGUGACACCUGGUGUUGUUGUCACAGAGGAAGGGGUAAUAUCGGAAUUUAAAUCUACCACAGAGGAAACUACAGAACCUGUGAGAACUACAACUUUGGUUGAAGUAACAACAAAAUCUGAAAAAAUUACUGCUGAAUUUACUACCACCACCGAUGUUGGAACUGGGACAUCACAAGACCGGUUUACUACUACUACUGAAGAAGUUACUGGUUCGGUCCUAACCACAUCUUUUGUGGGAGAGGAAACUUCGCAAUCGAACUCCAGCACAGGACAAGCUACAGUGCCAGUAACAACCACAAGUCUUGUUGAAGUAACAACAGAGUCUGAUGAUAUGACAACUGAUUUUACAGAGACACCUGGUGUCGAAACUGAAGAAGCUACAGAACAUGUAAGAACAACAAGCUUGGUUGAAGUUACAACAGAGUCUGAUAAAAUAUCAACUAAAUUUACGGAGACAACAAGUGUUGACACAGAAGAAGCUACAGAAGCAGUAAAAACGACAGGUCUUGUUGAAGUAACAACAUUUUCUGAGAAAACGACAACUGAAUUUACAGAGACACCUGGUGUUGACACAGAAGAACCUACAGAACCAGUAAAAACCACAGGUCUUGUUGAAGUAACAACAUUUUCUGAGGAAAUGACAACUGAAUUUCCAGAGACAACAAGUGUUGACACAGAAGAAGCUACAGAACCAGAAAGAACAACAAGCCUUGUUGAAGUAACGACAGAGUCUGAGAAAACGACAACUGAAUUUCCAGAGACAACAAAUGUUGACAGAGAAGAAGCUACUGAACCAGUAAGAACAACAAGCCUUGUUGAUGUAACAACAGAGUCUGAGAAAACGACAACUGAAUUUACAGAGACACCUGGUGUUGAAACUGAAAAAGCUACAGAACCAGUGAGAACAACAAGCCUUGUUGAUGUAACCACAGAUUCUGAGGAAAUGACAACUGAAUUUACGGAGACAACAAGUGUUAACACAGAAGAAGCUACAGAACCAGUAAGGACCACAGAUCUUGUUGAAGUAACAACAGAUUCUGAGGAAUUGACAACUGAAUUUACAAAAUCAACAAGUGUUGACACAGAAGAAGCUACAGAACCAGUGAGAACAACAAUCCUUGUUGAUGUAACAACAGAGUCUGAUGAUAUGACAACUGAAUUUCCAGGGACAACAAGUGUUGACACAGAAGAAGCUACUGAACCAGUAAGAACAACAAGCCUUGUUGAUGUAACAACAGAUUCUGAGGAAAUGACAACUGAAUUUCCAGAGACAACAAGUGUUGACACAGAAGAAGCUACAGAACCAGAAAGAACAACAAGCCUUGUUGAAGUAACGACAGAGUCUGAGAAAACGACAACUGAAUUUCCAGAGACAACAAAUGUUGACAGAGAAGAAGCUACUGAACCAGUAAGAACAACAAGCCUUGUUGAUGUAACAACAGAGUCUGAGAAAACGACAACUGAAUUUACAGAGACACCUGGUGUUGAAACUGAAAAAGCUACAGAACCAGUGAGAACAACAAGCCUUGUUGAUGUAACCACAGAUUCUGAGGAAAUGACAACUGAAUUUACAGAGACAACAAGUGUUAACACAGAAGAAGCUACAGAACCAGUAAGGACCACAGAUCUUGUUGAAGUAACAACAGAUUCUGAGGAAUUGACAACUGAAUUUACAAAAUCAACAAGUGUUGACACAGAAGAAGCUACAGAACCAGUGAGAACAACAAUCCUUGUUGAAGUAACAACAGAGUCUGAUGAUAUGACGACUGAAUUUACAGAGACAACAAGUGUUGACACAGAAGAAGCUACAGAACCAGUGAGAACAACGAGCCUUGUUGAUGUAACAACAGAUUCUGAGAAAAUGACAACUGAAUUUCCAGGGACAACAAGUGUUGACACAGAAGAAGCUACUGAACCAGUAAGAACAACAAGCCUUGUUGAUGUAACAACAGAUUCUGAGGAAAUGACAACUGAAUUUCCAGAGACAACAAGUGUUGACACAGAAGAAGCUACAGAACCAGAAAGAACAACAAGCCUUGUUGAAGUAACGACAGAGUCUGAGAAAACGACAACUGAAUUUCCAGAGACAACAAAUGUUGACAGAGAAGAAGCUACUGAACCAGUAAGAACAACAAGCCUUGUUGAUGUAACAACAGAGUCUGAGAAAACGACAACUGAAUUUACAGAGACACCUGGUGUUGAAACUGAAAAAGCUACAGAACCAGUGAGAACAACAAGCCUUGUUGAUGUAACCACAGAUUCUGAGGAAAUGACAACUGAAUUUACGGAGACAACAAGUGUUAACACAGAAGAAGCUACAGAACCAGUAAGGACCACAGAUCUUGUUGAAGUAACAACAGAUUCUGAGGAAUUGACAACUGAAUUUACAAAAUCAACAAGUGUUGACACAGAAGAAGCUACAGAACCAGUGAGAACAACAAUCCUUGUUGAUGUAACAACAGAGUCUGAUGAUAUGACGACUGAAUUUACAGAGGCAACAAGUGUUGACACAGAAGAAGCUACAGAACCAGUUAGAACAACGAGCCUUGUUGAUGUAACAACAGAUUCUGAGAAAAUGACAACUGAAUUUACAGAGACACCUGGUGUUGAAACUGAAGAAGCUACAGAACCAGUAAGAACCACAGGUCUUGUUGAAGUAACAACAGGUUCUGAGGAAAUGGCAACUGAAUUUACAGAAACACCUGGUGUUGAAACUGAAGAAGCUACAGAACCAGUAAGAACAACAAGCCUUGUUGAUGUAACAACAGAUUCUGAGGAAAUGACAACUGAAUUUACGGAGACACCUGGUGUUGAAACUGAAGAAGCUACAGAACCAGUGAGAACAACAAGCCUUGUUGAUGUAACCACAGAUUCUGAGGAAAUGACAACUGAAUUUACAGAGACAACAAGUGUUGACACAGAAGAAGCUACAGAACCAGAAAGAACAACAAGCCUUGUUGAAGUAACGACAGAGUCUGAGAAAACGACAACUGAAUUUACAGAGACAACGGGUGUUAACACAGAAGAAGCUACAGAACCAGUAAGGACCACAGGUCUUGUUGAAGUAACAACAGAUUCUGAGGAAUUGACAACUGAAUUGACAGAGACAACAAGUGUUGACACAGAAGAAGCUACAGAAACAGAAAGAACAACAAGCCUUCUUGAAGUAACGACAGAGUCUGAGAAAACGACAACUGAAUUUACAGAGACAACGGGUGUUAACACAGAAGAAGCUACAGAACCAGUAAGGACCACAGGUCUUGUUGAAGUAACAACAGAUUCUGAGGAAUUGACAACUGAAUUUACAAAAUCAACAAGUGUUGACACAGAAGAAGCUACAGAACAAGUGAGAACAACAAUCCUUGUUGAUGUAACAACAGAGUCUGGUGAUAUGACGACUGAAUUUACGGAGACAACAAGUGUUGAAACUGAAGAAGCUACAGAACCAGUGAGAACAACAAGCCUUGUUGAUGUAACCACAGAUUCUGAGGAAAUGACAAUUGAAUUUACAGAGACAACAAGUGUUGACACAGAAGAAGCUACAGAACCAGAAAGAACAACAAGCCUUGUUGAAGUAACAACAGAGUCUGAGAAAACGACAACUGAAUUUACAGAGACAACGGGUGUUAACACAGAAGAAGCUACAGAACCAGUGAGGACCACAGAUCUUGUUGAAGUAACAACAGAUUCUGAGGAAUUGACAACUGAAUUUACAAAAUCAACAAGUGUUGACACAGAAGAAGCUACAGAACCAGUGAGAACAACAAUCCUUGUUUAUGUAACAACAGAGUCUGAUGAUAUGACGACUGAAUUUACAGAGGCAACAAGUGUUGACACAGAAGAAGCUACAGAACCAGUGAGAACAACGAGCCUUGUUGAUGUAACAACAGAUUCUGAGAAAAUGAAAACUGAAUUUACAGAGACACCUGGUGUUGAAACUGAAGAAGCUACAGAGCCAGUAAGAACCACAGGUCUUGUUGAAGUAACAACAGGUUCUGAGGAAAUGGCAACUGAAUUUACAGAAACGCCUGGUGUUGAAACUGAAGAAGCUACAGAACCAGUGAGAACAACGAGCCUUGUUGAUGUAACAACAGAUUCUGAGAAAAUGACAACUGAAUUUCCAGAGACAACAAGUGUUGACACAGAAGAAGCUACUGAACCAGUAAGAACAACAAGCCUUGUUGAUGUAACAACAGAUUCUGAGGAAAUGACAACUGAAUUUCCAGAGACAACAAGUGUUGACACAGAAGAAGCUACAGAACCAGAAAGAACAACAAGCCUUGUUGAAGUAACGACAGAGUCUGAGAAAACGACAACUGAAUUUCCAGAGACAACAAGUGUUGACACAGAAGAAGCUACUGAACCAGUAAGAACAACAAGCCUUGUUGAUGUAACAACAGAGUCUGAGAAAACGACAACUGAAUUUACAGAGACACCUGGUGUUGAAACUGAAGAAGCUACAGAACCAGUGAGAACAACAAGCCUUGUUGAUGUAACCACAGAUUCUGAGGAAAUGACAAUUGAAUUUACAGAGACAACAAGUGUUGACACAGAAGAAGCUACAGAACCAGAAAGGAGAACAAGCCUUGUUGAAGUAACAACAGAGUCUGAGAAAACGACAACUGAAUUUAUAGAGACAACGGGUGUUAACACAGAAGAAGCUACAGAACCAGUGAGGACCACAGAUCUUGUUGAAGUAACAACAGAUUCUGAGGAAUUGACAACUGAAUUUACAAAAUCAACAAGUGUUGACACAGAAGAAGCUACAGAACCAGUGAGAACAACAAUCCUUGUUUAUGUAACAACAGAGUCUGAUGAUAUGACGACUGAAUUUACAGAGGCAACAAGUGUUGACACAGAAGAAGCUACAGAACCAGUGAGAACAACGAGCCUUGUUGAUGUAACAACAGAUUCUGAGAAAAUGACAACUGAAUUUACAGAGACACCUGGUGUUGAAACUGAAGAAGCUACAGAGCCAGUAAGAACCACAGGUCUUGUUGAAGUAACAACAGAUUCUGAGAAAAUGACAACUGAAUUUACAAAGACACCUGGUGUUGAAACUGAAGAAGCUACAGAACCAGUAAGAACCACAGGUCUUGUUGAAGUAACAACAGAGUCUGAGAAAACGACAACUGAAUUAACAGAGACACCUGGUGUUGAAACUGAAGAAGCUACAGAACCAGUAAGAACAACAAGCCUUGUUAAAGUAACAACAGAGUCUGAUGAUAUGACGACUGAAUUUACAGAGACAAUGGGUGUUAACACAGAAGAAGCUACAGAACCAGUGAGAACAACAAGCCUUGUUGAUGUAACAACAGAGUCUGAUGAUAUGACGACUGAAUUUACAGAGACAACGGGUGUUAACACAGAAGAAGCUACAGGAUCAGUGAUAACAACAAGCCUUGUUGAAGUAACAACAGAGUCUGAUAAAAUGUCUACUGAAUUUACAGAAUCAACAAGUGUUGAGGCAGCUACAGAGUUGGUAACAAAAUCACCAUUCCAGUCUACAACAGAGCAGUCUACUGAAGAAGUAAGGAGUACACCGCUUGAGAAAGAAGUAACUUCGCAAUAUUCAACUAGUGAAGUGGAAGUUACUGGAGCAGCAAAGAGUACUACUGUUUUUGAGGAAGUAACAACAAAUCCAGUAGGAAUUAUGACAAGUACCACUCAGGGUGACAAAAUUACUACUGAGGAAAUUGUUACAACAGUAGAUGUAAAUCCAUCAUCGCGAGGACCAUCAGGCUCAACAGAAGCUCCUGUAGCAUCUACAGGUAGUCUUGCCUCUACGAUGGAAGCUGAAAAGACAACUCAAGGUGAAAGUACCUCUACCAAGGGAACAGUUACAACAGUAAAAAUAAAUCCUUCAUCUGAGGGACCAGGAGCAUCUACAGAUGUAGUAGUUGUUACUACAAGAAUAGUUGCUUCUACUGAAGAGGAUGUAACCACCACUCAAGGUGAAGGUGCUACUACAGAGGAAACAGUUACAACAGUACAAGUAAGCCUUUCAUCUGAGGUACCACUAGGAUCUACCAAUGUUCCUUUAGCUACCACAAGAGGUGCUGUCUCUACAGCAGAAUCUACAAGCACCACUGACUUUGAAAGUGCUACCACCAAGGAAACGGGCACAACUAGACAAACAAACCCUUCAACUGACAGACCAGAAGGAUCUACAGAAUCUCCUGUAACUUCUACAGGUGGUGUUGCUUCUACAGUUGUAGCUAAAGGAACCACUCAAAGUGAAGGUACUACGACCAAAGGAACAGCUACAACUAGACAAACAAACCCUGCCACUGAGGAACCAGCAGGUUCUACAGAAGCUCCUUCAUCUGAGGGACCAGUGGGAUCUACAAAAGUUACUGCAGCUUCUACAGACAACGUUGCUUCUACACAGGAACCUGAAGGAACCACCCAAGGUGAAAGUGGUACUACCAAUGAAAUGGCUACAGCCAGACAAACUAACCCCGGCACUGAGGGACCAUUCGGAUCUACAAUAGUUACUGCAGCUUCUACAGAACAUGUUGCUACUACACAGAAACCUGUAGGAACCACCCAAGGUGAAAGUGUUACAACCAAAGAAAUGGCUACAGCCAGACAAACGACCUCUGCCACCGAGAGACCAGUAGGUUCUACAAAAGCUACUGUAGCUACCACAAUAGUUGUUGCUACUACACAGGAACCUGAAGGAACCACCCAAGGUGAAAAUGUUACCACCAAAGACAUGGCUACAGCCAAACAAACGACCUCUGUCACUGAGAGACCAGUAGGUUCUACAGAAGCUACUGUAGCUACCACAAUAGUUGUUGAUACUACGCAGGAACUUAAAGGAACCACCCAAUUUGAAAGUGGUACCACCAAAAAAAUGACUACAACCAGUCAAACAAAACCUGCAACUGACAGUCCAGUAGGUUCUACAGAAGCUACUGUAGCUACCACAAUAGUUGUUGCUACUACACAGGAACCUGAAGGAACCACCCAAGGUGAAAAUGUUACCACCAAAGACAUGGCUACAGCCAAACAAACGACCUCUGUCACUGAGAGACCAGUAGGUUCUACAGAAGCUACUGUAGCUACCACAAUAGUUGUUGCUACUACACAGGAACCUGAAGGAACCACCGAAGGUGAAAGUGGAACCACCAAUGAAAUGGCUACAGCCAAACAAACAACCUCUGUCACUGAGAGACCAGUAGGUUCUACAGAAGCUACUGUAGCUACCACAAUAGUUGUUGCUACUACACAGGAACCUGAAGGAACCACCCAAGGUGAAAAUGUUACCACCAAAGACAUGGCUACAGCCAAACAAACAACCUCUGUCACUGAGAGACCAGUAGGUUCUACAGAAGCUACUGUAGCUACCACAAUAGUUGUUGCUACUACACAGGAACCUGAAGGAACCACCCAAGGUGAAAGUGAAACCACCAAUGAAAUGGCUACAGCCAGACAAACAACCCCUAUCACUGAGAGACCAGAAGGUUCUACAGAAGCUACUGUAGCUACCACAAUAGUUGUUACCACUACACAGGAACCUAAAGGAACCACCCAAGAUGAAAGUGGUACCACCAAAGAAAUGGCUACAGCCAAACAAACGACCUCUGUCACUGAGAGACCAAUAGGUUCUACAGAAGCUACUGUAGCUACCACAAUAGUUGUUGAUACUACGCAGGAACUUAAAGGAACCACCCAAUUUGAAAGUGGUACCACCAAAAAAAUGACUACAACCAGUCAAACAAAACCUGCAACUGACAGUCCAGUAGGUUCUACAGAAGCUAAUGUAGCUACCACAAUAGUUGUUGCUACUACACAGGAACCUAAAGGAACCACCCAAGGUGAAAGUGGUACUACCAGAGAAAUGGCUACAGCCAGACAAACGACCUCUGUCACUGAGAGACCAGUAGGUUCCACAGAAGCUACUGUAGCUACCACAAUAGUUGUUACCACUACACAGGAACCUAAAGGAACCACCCAAGAUGAAAGUGGUACCACCAAAGAAAUGGUUACAACCAGACAAACAAAACCUGCAACUGACAGUCCAGCAGGAUCCACAAAAGCUUCCUCAGGAACCACUAGAGAUCACCAAGCAACAACCAGUCCACAAUCCAGAACUAUCAGUGAAUCAGAUGUAACAACAACAUCUUCUCCCUCCUUCACCACUUCACAGACGAUGAAUAUGACAAACAUAACAAGUCCAAUACCUGUGCCAUAUACCGAGGUGGUAAGAGCUACGGCUACAAUUCUGGAAUUGAAUGGGGAUGAAGCCUUUCUUUCGGUGCCACUUCAAGACCCUACAAACCCAGUCUUCCUCAACUUCCAAGCGGCCCUCUGCAAUGCACUGUUCGAAUACUUCCAAGACUUGUCCUUCGAUACAAACGGCAUCCAGUGCAGUGUUACGAACCUAGUGAAUGGCAGCAUUAUCGCAUCCGUAGAGUUCAACGUGACAGACGUCAAUCAGGAGGGGGCGCUAGUCACUGCAGAAAACAUCUUCAAUGCCCAGUUCAUGUCCGAAGCGUUUCUGAUCGACUCGAGGAGCAGGAAUGUCUUUACAUUUGCACGCUUCUUGGUGGACGGUGUAGAUGUAUGUGGGCUAGAGACACCCUGUCUCAAUGGAGGGACUUGUCGUGGACUUGGCUACAAUUCAUUCAUGUGUCUGUGUCCUGAUGGAUGGUCGGGUGAUACGUGUGAAAAUGAGUUCCUCAUCGUCUUGGACGUCAUUGACACGAGUGACACCAUGGUCGACCUGGCUUGGUACUUUCUUGAUGCAGACAACUUGGUUGCCUUCGUCCUUGAGUACAGGAGAUCCGAGGAAGACUCGUGGACGUUGUCCACCCUCAUCAGCAAAUCAGAGAGAGAGUACACCAUCUCCGGCCUGGAUCCAAGCACGCUGUACUUUGUCCGACUUCUUGGAUUUUUCACCGAGGAAACCAAGGUGAUCUCUUUUCAGAAGGCCUUUAUAACAACUGAAGCGGACAAUGUUCCAGACACCGGUCAAUCCAUCACACCCCAGGGGUAUUCCAGUUCCGUUCUCAUCUGGAUUCUUGUGGUUGUCGCCCUCAUUGCUUUUGUUCUCUUCAUCUUCGUGGUCGUGAUGGUCUAUCGACGUCGUCAUGACUCUGUGACCUUACCCUUCAGGGACUUCAAGGGGCGCUUUGCAGUCGGAGUUAGGGAUAAUGUGGCCUAUGACUUUGAGAUCCAGGGUGGACCACCUUCCCCUCCGUCAGUCUCUGCCAUGGCUCUAGGAUCUGAUAGGAGUGGAAGACCAAGCACCGCUUUCUGGGAGAUCCCCAGAGAUAGACUGGUUGUCGGCAAUAGGAAACAGUAUGGACGAUUUGGAGAGAUUUACUUUGGAAAGGUUCUAAUCGGAAAUCAAAGCCUGCCUAGUGAUGUGAAGAAACAAAGAGGUAAUACUCCUCUGGAUAAGAAGAAGAUGCUAGCAGAGCUGUCUGUUCUUAGUCAUGUUGGUCGCCACGCCAACGUUCUCAAUCUUGUUGGGGCUUGUACCAAAACGGCCGGUCCAGUCUAUCUUGCAUUUGAGAGUAUGGAACCGGUCAGACUGGACUUUUUCCUGAGGACCGUCCAAGAUGUCCACAAGCCGGUCACCAUGCAUGUUCCGGACUUCAACAUCACCACGCCCCUCAUGCCCCUGCUCCUCAAGUUUGCAGCGGACAUCGCAGCGGGUCUCUCACACCUUGCUUCAAAGAGGAUCGUGCAGCACAAUCUAGGGGUGAGGAAUAUUGCACUGACUGCCGAUCUCGUUGCCAAGGUAACCGAUUUCGCCAUCAAAGAUGAGACUCAGAACACGGGACGAGCUGUGAACGGAGAUUCGCAAUCAUCAUUCCCAUCUAGUGCAAGAUGGAUGGCCUACGAGACACUGGUAUUCAGCACAUGUACAGAAAAGAGUAAUGUAUGGUCUCUUGGUGUUAUAAUCUGGGAAAUCAUGUCAUUUGGUUCUGAGCCCUUCAAUGGUUACCCUGUCGAUGAGCUGAGCAGAAAACUGACAGAAGGCUACACGUUGAACCAACCAGAUGGAUGCUUAGACGACAUAUAUGAAAUCAUCCAGAACUGUCUGAGACUAGAACCCGACGAGAGACCGAAUCUGAGGAGUCUGGUUGCUAGACUAGUAAGGAGAUACCAGAGCAUCAAGUUACAGGACAAAGAGACGAGAGCUGAGGUGUUCCAAUCCCUCGCCCAGUUGAGUGAUAACCAUGACAACAUGAGCCCACCUCAGAUCAGGAGUAUGGAGAUGCUUGUCAAUGGGAAUAUAGAUAAGGAGUUAGCCCAGGCUAGGCUAAUGGCUGUCCAGUAUGCUGCCACGGCGUUCCCUGGCAGUCACGUUGCUUCCAAGUACACGUUACUCUCAGCUUGUGGAGACGAGAUUGAAGUUGUGAGGACAGAAGCCAACAACAUUAUCAAGAUGCAGGCUAAGAUUGCAGAGAUGGAUAUGGACUCGGACACACCCUCAGGGAAGAUGCUCCCAGCCUUCCCUCUCAUGAUUAACCAAAUCAGAACAAAGGCCUUUGAUAACUUGCCACACUCUAGUCAGAAGUCACAGGGACCUCUUGGAGUCUUCACGAUACCAUUCAAAGCCCUCGUCUAUGAAAAGAUCGGCGUCUACUUGCGGAUGUGCUUGGCCUACUCUGCAGAGGUAUCGCCCAACGUCUUCAAGACAAGCGAGAUGAAGAAACAAGGUCCGGCCCUCAGUCGCUACGUCAACGACCUCGUGGAGAUGUACGCAGGAGAUUCGGGCGCCCCCGUUUCCACCUACACCGGUCUCCUGAGGCAGUACGUGUCGGCCAUCGGAGGUGGGAGGGGCUUGUUCUCUCUCCUGGAGGUCGUUGCUAUGGCGCCGGAUAAACUGGCGCCACAGUUUGUGAAGAAGACAGAUAGUCUGAAGAUGUUGCUGUAUUCUGAUGAGGAAGCAGUGCGCCUCUACGCAGCUCAGCUUUUGGGCGUGGUCCUCUGUUACGCCCCACCUACACUGGUGGUCGAUACCAUCAUGUCCUUCACCUCAAGACUGGACUCAGAUUCAAUCGAGAGCUGCCAAGCUAUGCUCUGGGUUCUGGGCUUCACCAUCGGAAGACAGAUGCAGAAGGAGAUACAAGCCAACAAGGACACAUUCUCUAGACUGACCGACACCCACAACCUGGGAGAAAAUAUCUACAGGAGAGCCACCGAAGCAAUAGUUGCCAAACUGGAGAGCAGCAAUCCCACCAUAGUCAAGGCGGCCUGUACAGCAAUAGCGGAGAUCGGGCGCAACGGCCCCAUCCCUCUGCCCAAGGGAGGUAAGACCAAUGGACGAUCAACCACCAAAGGCAGCUCGGAAGGCUCGGUCAGGAGCAAGAACGGUGCUACCGGACCCACCAAGCUGAGUCUCGUGCAGAGACUGACAGAUAUAUUCACCAGAGACUCUGUGCUUUACGUGCUUGAGGUGAAGAAGGAAGCAGCCGAAGCCCUUGCCCAUCUGAUGGUAGGAGAGGCCGAGUUCCCUUACAGCAAGCUUGUCUUAGAAGCACUACCCAAGGGUCUUAAGAUCUCAGCACCCAGCAGAGAAGAACUCUUCCCCUUCCAGUUCCAUCUUGCCGAUGUCCUAUCCACUGCCCUCCAGGGGCCGUCAGCCCCCGCUGCUCUGGACCCCUGGCUGGACGAGAGCACCACACCCCUCGGUAGGGCCACGCCCACCAACGGGUCCCUCAAGGCACUCCUAGACACCCUCCUCACGGAUCGGCGGGAGACAAACAACUCAGAUGAAAAAGAGGCAAUAGCUGUUAUGUUAACAGUCCUAUUUGAGACAUUCAGGCACAAUCAAAGUAUUCAGGAUAAUGAAGCUGAAAUGAUGAGCAUCAUAAAAGACUCUGUUAUGGAGUGGGAUGGCAGUGGUGUCGUCUCCGAGCUUCCUCGCGAUCUUCAGAAGCGUAUCCUUAAGGUCCUGAAGCUGACGAGGGCGUCUAACGAUACGUCGUCCCCUUUCGCAACCGGGAUGGACUCCAGCGAUGCUUCCUCAUCGCCUGUAUCCGGGAUGGACUCUGAUGAACCGCUGUAUGCGGCCGUGCACAGGCGGGUUACGCCCGACGUCCACAGCAGCUCCGCAGACGGUUCUGAAGACACGGUGAACGAUGACACCCCGAUGCUCAAUGAUGCCACCAAUGAAGACGAUGAGCUGACCUCAGUUUAAAGAGACAAGGAUGUGUGUAUCGAAAUCUUGCAUUGUGAAACAUGACAUUGAUGAGGUGAGAGAUACAGAUGGGUCCGUUGUAGUCUUGCAAUGUGAAAUAUGACAGUGGGUCCUGCAAUGGUUGUCUACAUAGAUCUGACAGAACUAAAUGGAGAGUUGAUCAUGUGGAGGACGUAUGGUGCUAUAGGGAGUCAUUUGAUUACCAUGGCUUAUGAAAUCAGUGAUGCCAAUUUGUAGGCUUUAGACAUUUUCAGGCCCCCAUCACCCUUUCAUUAAAGGCUUUUUCAAACUCCACAUUGUUACACAUAGGAUCAAAUGGGGAUCCCAUAUGCCUAGAUUGAUGCCCCUUUGAUGAAACCAACUUGUCUCCAUGAUAAAUACUUGUUAAACCCUUACUGUAUGGGCUUGACCAAAGGCUGAGUUACGUUGUCGAAAGAGGUGGCACUUGGGAUCUGGUAAUGCAUUUGAAUUUGAUUCAACCUAGCACCAAUAUGAGAAUGGACUGGGGUUUGUAAGGUCCCAUCAUGUUUCUCAUCAUGGAGUUGCUAUGCAUGGACAAGGCUAAGAAUCAUAUAUGGAUGUCGAUCUAAGCCUUGCAUCAGCUCAUCUCUGAUCAGUGCCAUCUUCCUAUUUCUAAGUAAAGAGAAGUUCAUCAACCAACAUCUUAAGGCCAUGGAGUGCUUGUGGAGCGCUUGUAAGAUUACGUCUUUUAUCAAAAGGUCUGUUUUCAUCAGACCAAAGUUGCAAAAUAACCCACUAUUUUCAGACUCGGGAUAUUUUCCCCAAGCUUGAAAUUGCAUCCCCACCAGACCGAUACGCUCAUUACAAACUAGAUGAAGAUGGGCGCAAAUUAGCCCGCUAUUUGGGAAAUAGCGAGCUAUUUUGUAUAAAACAAGACCAAAUUUCUCAGGAUAUUUUCUCGACCAAAUAACUGGCUGAUGGCAACUGCGGGUUGAUGAAGCCGCAAAUUAGCUGGCUAAUUUGAGAUCGGGCUAGUUAAAAUAGGGGGUAGUGUUUAACCCAAACAUGAGGAAAUAAAGGUAUUGUCAUUAGCACGAUAUCCGACUAACAUUAUAUUCAUAGAAGAAUUUUAAAAGUUUUCUAACUCAAUUGUUGUCUAGUAAAUUGACUUCAUGCAAAGUAAAGAGAACUGCAUAAAUAUCUGUUAUUGAGGGGUGCAUACGAUCAUUGCCAAUUUGAAGCAUUUUGGGUAUGGCAAUGAUGAAUUUUUAUUGUGAAAAUGAAGGAUUUCACUGUGAUGCUUUUUACUGUAUAUCUGAUGCUGCAUUUGUAUGACAGGUGGCCACGUUGCCUUGUCUAUUAUGAGAGUUUCUCACACACGUUUUAUUGAUUUUCAUGGAAGAUGGUAUUGUGAUAAAACUGCGAUACACUGUACUUGCUCACUUUGUCAAACAGGGAAAAGGAGUUGUUAGAUUAAAUAGAUUUUAGGAUUGAAGGUCAAAAAUUUGCUAGUGUUUACAAAUUAUUGGACAAUGAGGGGUGGCAAGAUACACAACAAUUUACAGCAUGAUAUAUUGUUAAAUCCUGGGCAUGAUGAGACUUAUAUUUAUAUAAAAUGAAGACAAGACUGUGAUAAACAUGCACCUAUUUGCAGGGGGAUGCUAUAUAGAUUUAAAUGUGAUGUACAAACUUGUAAAGAAAUGAACAGUACUCUAUUAUUCUUACUUUGUAAGAUUGUACUUGUAAAUACUCCAAAGAAACAGAUUAUCUGUAAAUACUACAAGAAGUGUCAUAUAAUUUUCUUGUUUUUUAUAUUAACUCAUUUAUAUUAUCUUGCAUUUAUUUUACUUUGAGCUACUCGUCAUGUGUCACUGUCAACAAGAAUUUUAGGAUGCAAAGUCCAAUCAUAAAAAAAAUGAUGAUAAAUGUAGUUACAUCAACUGCAGCAAUCUGCUUUAUUAAAAUUGAAAAUAGUGCGAUGGUAUAGUGAAGUUAAUAAACAGACAGGAUAUAGAUAAUCUGUAUGCCUUGAAUCCACAAUCACAUUUGUUAAAACCAAGACCAAAACAUGGAAAUGGAUCUUAACAACCUGUUUAUAUAUGAUCCAUAAAUAAUACAGAUGGGGCAGUUAUCGUAAUAUACACUGUAUGUGUAUGUUCCAUACCAUUUGGAUGAAAUUGCAUUGUCAUGAAGUCGAUUAAUUAUACAAAAUACUUUUAAGAAUUUUUAUUUACACAAGUUAUGCAAAAAUAAGAAGCUGCAUGCAUUAAUCUUUUUAGAAUGUGCAUCCUUAGUACAUACCUGUAUCUCUUGUUCUGAAAUAACUACUGUACAGCGUAUUUUUGUAUAUUUGCAAUAUUAUGCCAAAAAUGUGUACCUUUUUAGUAAAGAAACAAAAAGUAGACCAAAAUCAAGUUCUUCCAUAUCUCAUUCUUUUAAGGCUGAAUAUAAUGUCUUUCACGUUUAAUUCACUGUACUUUUACCCCUUCUCUUCUUCUCUUUUCAUUUAUGUAUGUCUAUAUUUAGAUAAUAUAUUCACAUCCAAUAUUUUAAAGAUUUACUUCUUUGACUUGAGCAUCAAAGUUCACAAAUUACUUUGAACACAUAUGAAUAUAUUGUCUGUUUGAAGCCACAACUCUGUGUUGAAGUUUAUGAUGUAACACCCUUAUUGCUCCAAAUAAAUUAUACACCUGGAUGAUGUAAUAUGAGUGAGGAAGUUGUCUUAAAAUGUAACAUGAGUUUUUGUUGCAUUGCCUGACCUAUAUGUACAUACAAGAAUAUACAAUACACUUGUCAUAGCAUUAAGGGAAUCAUACAGUUCAUUUAUAGAAUAUUCACCAAAUACAUUUCAUUAUAAUGUAGCCUAAAAAUAUUCAUUUGCAGUAACUAAACGAGGCUGAAUUUGCAAGGGAAUGGAUUAAUCUAUGCAUUUAUGGAAAAAUACUGCUUAUCCAAAGGCUGUCUUUUGAAUUUAUCUUGAAAAAUAUACUGUAUAUCUGUGUCUUUCAUAACUGUCUUUCAAUCGUCUCAUUGAGAUUUUAAAAGUGAUGAAUUGUUCAAGUUUGUUGAAUUUUAAUUUUGUUAGUAUUCAUUUGGAAGAAUUUUAUAUAUGGUCUAGAGUGCAUCAUGCCUUUAAGUUGCGUGUCACACAGAUGAUUACAUUUGAUAAACAGUAUUUCUUCUAAAAUCGAAUAUUCUGUAAAUUCUUGGUUGUUUAUUUUAUUUUGUUCAUUUUAUUGUUCCUUGUAUCCAUGUUCAAAUAUUUCAAUAUUUAUCUUUUACUUGUCAUAUCAUGCAUGUGUUCCUUGUCUUAAAUGAUGUUUUAAACUUAAAUUAAAGAGUGUGUUAAUUAAAAGAAUCACUCUAUAUCAUAUUACACAGAUUAUAUGAAUGUUACAUCUACAAGCAUUAUUUUCACAAAGCAUCUUUGUUCCAUUCUUUUAAUCAGCAUUUACUGGAAAUAUUUUAUCAGAAGCAAAGAUUUUUAUCAAUUGUCUGUGUGAAUCAAACAGAAAUCAAUGAAAAGUGUUUUGUUGUAUAUUGUGUUUUGCUAAAUAAGUAUGUGGAAUCGAGAAUCAAAAAAGAGAAGUUGUCAUUUAUGUGUGUAAACUAUGUUGUCUUAACAUGUAUGUAUCUUUUUAUCCAGAUUAAUGUUCUUUCAUGUAAUAAAUGCAAUUUACCUUACA
Messenger RNA from Strongylocentrotus purpuratus (purple sea urchin), 22826 nucleotides. Its product is annotated as mucin-19. Gene Ontology annotation, cellular component: signaling receptor complex; cell surface; plasma membrane. The record is from RefSeq and is a predicted model, not a curated record. The transcript has 36 exons. Gene Ontology annotation, molecular function: ATP binding; protein binding; protein kinase activity. Gene Ontology annotation, biological process: axon guidance; protein phosphorylation; Notch signaling pathway. The coding region runs from base 262 to 19179 and encodes 6305 amino acids. Lineage: Eukaryota; Metazoa; Echinodermata; Echinoidea; Camarodonta; Strongylocentrotidae.